UUUGAAAAGAAUAACUCUGAUUAUUUUUUCCUUAAUUCACGAGGUAAACCUAUUAAAGCCGAAUAUAUUCGCAACAUGAUUAAUUUACGAACUAAACAGGCGGGGAUUAAGAAAUUAAUCACCCCUCAUACUUUCAGAAGAAGUUUUGCGACUUUACUAAACAAUAAUGGAACUCAGUUAACUACCAUCCAGAAAUUAUUAGGUCAUUCUCAUAUUACUACUACUGCCUCUUACAUUCAUAAUGAUUAUGAAACUUUGUUUGCUGAUUACUCUAAAUUAUGA
Ambispora leptoticha is the source of this 282-nucleotide messenger RNA. NCBI's taxonomy places the organism in Eukaryota, Fungi, Glomeromycota, Glomeromycetes, Archaeosporales, Ambisporaceae. The record is from the annotation of a GenBank genome assembly.